Tachyglossus aculeatus (Australian echidna) is the source of this 1362-nucleotide messenger RNA. It is a transcript of the gene NEU2, whose product is annotated as neuraminidase 2. The record is from RefSeq and is a predicted model, not a curated record. The coding region runs from base 1 to 1161 and encodes 386 amino acids. Gene Ontology annotation, cellular component: membrane; cytoplasm; lysosome. NCBI's taxonomy places the organism in Eukaryota, Metazoa, Chordata, Mammalia, Monotremata, Tachyglossidae. Gene Ontology annotation, molecular function: exo-alpha-sialidase activity. The transcript is spliced from 2 exons. Gene Ontology annotation, biological process: ganglioside catabolic process; oligosaccharide catabolic process.
AUGGCUUCCCUUCCUGUCAUGCAGAAGGAGAGUUUGUUCCAGUCAGGAUCCCGGGUGUACAGGAUUCCUGCGCUACUUUACGUGGCCCAGCAUCAAACUCUCUUGGCAUUUGCCGAGAAACGGGCCUCAUCGGGAGAUGAAGAUGCCAAGCUGAUCGUCAUGCGCAGGGGAGCGUACAAUGCAACCACCCGUCAGGUCAAGUGGCAAGAUGUUCAGGUGGUGGCCAAGGCUCAGCUGGAAGCCCACCGGUCCAUGAGCCCGUGUCCAGUGUACGACGAGGUGACUGGGACCCUCUUCCUGUUCUUCAAUGCCAUCCGAGGCAACGUCUCAGAGCACUACCAGAUCGACAACAAGAAAAACUUGGUGCGACUGUGCCAGGUGACCAGCACGGACUGCGGGCGAACCUGGAGCCCCGCCUCGGACCUCACCGACUCGGCCGUCGGCCGGACCCAUGGCAGGUGGGCCACUUUCGCGGUGGGGCCGGGCCACGGCCUGCAGCUGCGCGACGAGGCUCGCAGCCUUGUCAUCCCCGCCUACGCUUACCGGAUACUGGACCUCCACGAGCGGCCCCCACCCUCCGCCUUUUGCUUCGUCAGUCAUGAUCACGGGAAGACCUGGAUAACCGGGAACUUCGUGACGGAGGAGGAUGUCUUGGAGUGCCAGAUGGCUGAAGUGGACGGCCCCAGCCAGAAGGUCCUGUACUGCAACGCCAGAAGUCCUCGGGGCUCCAGGGUCCAGGCGGUGAGCUUCAAUGACGGACUAGAUUUCCAGGGCACUCGGCACAUCGAAAAACUGGUGGAACCUCCCAAUGGCUGCCACGGGAGCGUCGUUGGCUUCCCUGGCCCCAACCAGACGCUGCCACGCUGCUCAGACACUUGGAUGCUCUACUCUCACCCGACGGACUCCACCGAGAGGAAGAACCUCGGUGUGUAUCUCAACAAGUGCCCGCUGGAUCCAGCAGGCUGGACGAAACCUGCCAUUUUGGCCACAGGGGCCUGCGCGUACUCGGAUCUCCAGUACAUGGGAAUAGGCCCAGACGGAUCACCUCAGUUUGGUUGCUUGUUUGAAUUUGGCCAACGCGACUACUACGAGGAGAUUGUUUUCCUUAUGUUCACCCUGAAACAAGUCUUCCGAGCUGAGCAUGAGUCUUCCCACCCCUGAACACUUGGACGGGAAGCUCCUGGAGUGGAGAGACCGCCUUGAUAUUUUCCUGAAACUCCCUCGGGAUCUAGAAGAGUGUCCUCCCCAGAGGGGCUGCUCUAACCUGAAGCCUUUGCUUCAUUUCUCCUGUUCGCGUGCCAGAUGAAAGGCCAAUCAUUUUAUCCGGUUCAGGGUUUUCUGAACUCGGCACUGCAUUAAAAC